Molecule: messenger RNA, 609 nt
Organism: Helobdella robusta
Lineage: Eukaryota; Metazoa; Annelida; Clitellata; Rhynchobdellida; Glossiphoniidae
Exons: 1
Coding region: 1-609 (202 amino acids)
Source: RefSeq, a predicted model, not a curated record
AUGUUGAACAGUAACAGUGCAAAAUUAGAUAGUCUUGAUAGGCCUGAUAGCAAGUUAUCUGCCGAGAUCAGCACAUUCAAAAGUGAUUUGAAAUCUUCUUUUGCUACUGUUGUUGGCCAAGAAGUGAAGAAAAACAUUGAGUGUGUCAAUCUGGAAGUUAAAACGGUUAAAAAAAAAUUAACUGAGUCAAUUGAUAUAAAAGACAGAGAAAGAAAUAUAAUAAUUUUCAAUUUACAAGAAGGUGAAGAUGAUAAAAUUCGUGUUAAAAAUAUUUUGUUAAAAUUGUCUGAUGAUAUAAAAGAUUCACAUAUAAAAUAUUUUACAAGACUUGGAAAGAAAAAUAAUGAAUCAUCCACACGUCCAAUAUUGAUAGUGUUGGAUAGUUUUAUGUCUAAAGAGACCGUGAUGAAAAAUGCACACAAAUUGAAAUUAAUGUCGGUCGAACUGAGUAAAGUCUGGAUUAGCAAUGAUCUGACACCUGAGCAGAGAAGUGAAUUAAAGAAACUGGUAGCUGAUGCAAAAUCGAAAGAAGCGGCACGCAAAGACAAUUUUUUAUACAGAGUCAGAGAUUCUGUGGGAAGAUGGCGGAUUGUGAAGUUCAGAAAUUAA